AUGCAGCAAGCAGCGACGAUCCAUCCGACAAGCGGCCUUUGCCGCAUCACAAGCGCCUUCAAUGGCCGUCUCCUCUUCUCGUGUGGCCUACUGGCCCUUUCGCAGAUCAACUUCGGGAUGGACCUGAAGGCCUUUGCCACAACCCAGGCGAUGCCCUUCUUCGUUCAAAAGUUUGGCACCAGGAACGCUCGCACCGGAUCCUACGCGUUCGAGCCGUAUUUCCUCUCGCUGCUAAACAGCUUGAAUUACAUCGGCUUCGCGUUUGGCUUGGUGUCCGGGAGUUUCAUCAGCCGUCGAUUUGGGCGGCGCGUUUCCCUGUUUACCAUGUGUAUCUGGGCCAUCGUUGCCGCCAUUACUAUACUCACGGCUGAGAACAGAGAGCAGAUCCUCGCUGGGCGCAUCAUUGCGUACGUGUAUAUCGGAAUGGAACUCGCAGUUAUACCAGUCCUGCAAUCUGAAUUGGUACCAAAGCACGUUCGCGGGUUUGUCGUGGGCACGUAUCAAUCCGGGAUAUUGGUUGGCAGUCUCAUUAUGGCAGUAGUCUGUCGCGGCACCAGUGAUAUCCAAGGCCAUGAUUCCUGGCGCAUCCCAUUCGGUCUCUUCUUCAUUGUGCCCACGAUUGUCGCGUGUGGCGUCUGGUUUACCGACGAGUCACCCCGCUGGCUCUUGCUAAAGGGUCGUCGCGAGGAUGCAUACCAGUGCCUUAUCCGACUGCGGAAGGGUGCCUUUUCCGACGAAGAGAUUGAAAAGGAAUUUCAGGAUUUGGAAACCAUCACUUCAAGCGCGUCAGUUGAGAAGGGGGGUUUUGCUGAGAUGUUCCGAGGCACAAAUCUUAAGCGUACCUUGGUCUCAGUGGGAGUCAACUUGUUCCUACAGUUGACGGGCAACAUCUUUGUCACAAUCUACGGGGCAGUCUUCAUGUCUGGAUUAGACGGAGUAAAUGCGUUCACCAUGACCACCAUCAACACCGCAGUCAAUGCUGUCAUCACGCUUUUGUCACAAUUCUUGACAGACCGAGUAGGACGGAGGCCACUCUUACUCAUUGGCGCCGUGAUACAAACAGCAGCUCUGUUCACCAUGGGCGGCCUCGGAACAAUCGCCAACCCAGGCUACCACAUCCGAGUUGCAAUCGCGGUCAUGACAACGAUAUUCGGCGUUGGCUUCUGUCUAGGCUGGGCGCCCAUAUCUCAUAUUGUCGCGGCGGAGAUUCCAUCCUCCCGGCUAAGAGAUGUCACCUACUCGUUCGGCUCCUCGUUCAACAUCCUCGUGCAGUUUGUCAUCUCGUUCUGCAUUCCUUAUCUACUCUACGCGCCGUAUGCCAACUUGGGCUCCAAGGUCGGAUUCAUAUUCGGGUCGUUUGCACUCCUCGCCAUUAUUUUCUCCUACUUUUUCGUUCCCGAGUGCAAGGGCAAGUCGCUCGAAGAAAUAGACGAGCUGUUCGCCCGAGGUGUUCCACUCCGCAAGUUUGGCGACACGACCACCACCCAAGCCGAGAUCGAAAUGGAGAUCAAGGAGAAAGUAUAG
Messenger RNA from Clonostachys byssicola, 1524 nucleotides. Lineage: Eukaryota; Fungi; Ascomycota; Sordariomycetes; Hypocreales; Bionectriaceae. The record is from the annotation of a GenBank genome assembly.